Molecule: messenger RNA, 774 nt
Organism: Trichoderma aggressivum f. europaeum
Lineage: Eukaryota; Fungi; Ascomycota; Sordariomycetes; Hypocreales; Hypocreaceae
Exons: 3
Coding region: 1-774 (257 amino acids)
Molecular function (GO): oxidoreductase activity
Source: RefSeq, a predicted model, not a curated record
AUGAAUGUUCGAGAUAGGAUUGUUGUUGUUACAGGAGGCCUGUCUGGCCUCGGUGCGGCGACAGUCAAGCUCAUGAGCAGCCUCGGCGCUUCAAUAGCCGUCUUCGAUUUGCAGCUGCCAACCGGUAGCUCAGACUCGCAGAAACAUCGAUACUUCAAGGUCGAUGUGUCCAACACAGAACAAGUAGCCACAGCGGUAAAGGCAGUGGCAGCGUGGAGCAAAGAGACAAGCAAGCCCAUUGCCGCGGUGGUGUGCUGCGCUGGGUUCCUCGGGCCGGCAAAGAUUCUCUCCAAAAACAACAGUCCUUUGGCCCUCGAGACGUUUAAAAAGGUGGUUGACAUCAGCCUCACCGGCACCGUCGACAUUAUCCGCCAAAUCCUGCCUUACAUGUCAACUCAACCUGCCGACGAAAACGGCUCGCGGGGCGUCAUAAUUACCGUCUCAUCAGCCGCCGCUUUUGACGGCCAAGAAGGCCAAGUUUCAUACAGCGCAGCCAAAGGAGCCAUCGCGUCCAUGACGCUACCACUAGCAAGAGAUCUCUCGCGAUGGGGAAUAAGGGCAGUUUGCAUUGCGCCGGGCAUGUUUGAUACGGGUAUGGUCGAGGGAAUGCCAGAAAAGGCAAGGGAGAGCUUAAAGAAGACGCUGGAGUUUCCGGCGAGAGCGGGUAGACCGGAGGAGUUUGCGGGGAUGGUUAAGAGUGUAGUUGAGAAUGUCAUGUUGAAUGGGACGGUGAUACGGCUGGACGGAGCGGCGAGGAUGCCGAGCCGGUUGUAA